AUGGCGAAACUUGUUCUUUACUUGCCAAAACUUGGUCUUUGUUUUACUUUGCUUGGUCUUUAUAUGGAUGGCAUAGCAGAGUCUACUGUUUCCUCAAAUCCCUCAGGCAUAGACUUCAUCAGGGCAUCAUGCAGAGCCACUCUCUAUCCUGCUUUGUGUGUUCAGUGUCUGUCAAGUUAUGCAAACACCAUACAACAAAGCCAGCGGCAACUCGCCCAAGCCGCCUUGUCUGUGAGCUUAGCCAGGGCUCAAUCCACCUCAGCAUUUGUUUCCAGGAUAGCUAAAACUACAGGACUCAAUCCAAGAGUCUACCAAGCAGUACAAGAUUGCAUUGAUAACAUGGCUUAUUCUGUGGAUCAGCUUAACCAAUCGGUCCAAGAGCUCGGGUACAUGGGUCGAGGCAAUGGCCAGGACUUCAUGUGGCACGCGAGCAAUGUUCAGACAUGGGUCAGUGCUGCUCUUACCGAUGAGAACACUUGUGUUAAUGGCUUUGCUGAUAAUGCCAUGGAUGGAAAUGUGAAGGCUGCAAUUAAAAGCAGGGUCAUCAGUGUUGCUCAGGUCACCAGUAAUGCACUGGCAUUGGUUAAUCGCUUUGCUACAAGACAUAGAGCUGGUGCAGCCCACAACAUACCCUAG
Messenger RNA from Ilex paraguariensis (yerba mate), 636 nucleotides. The record is from the annotation of a GenBank genome assembly. NCBI's taxonomy places the organism in Eukaryota, Viridiplantae, Streptophyta, Magnoliopsida, Aquifoliales, Aquifoliaceae.